AUUAUUUAAUCAAACAUUUUUGUAAUAAGUUCUUAAUUUUAAAACGUUUUAAUUGACUGUUAUUAUAUAUGCAGUUUUAUUUGAAUAAAAUACAUUGCCUAUGUAUCGAUAAUGCCCAUGGACUCUGGUGAGGAGUACAUUGACUUCCUGCACAUUAUCGGGGAGUUUGGAUCCUACCAGAAGCUGCUCACUCUCUGUAUGUUACCCGCAGCUUUUUUGUUAGCUUUCUCAUACAUGGGUCAGAUGUUUAUGAUCCUCCUUCCGCGCCAUUAUUGGUGUCGCAUUCGUGAGCUGGAGACUCGGAGCAAAGAGGAACAACUGGCUUUGGCCAUUCCCAAGCUCAAAGACGGAGAGUUCGACAAAUGUCACAUGUACCAGGUAGAAACUAACUGGGCUGACAUAAACGUCUCAGUGGCUGAUGAAUCCUGGCCAAAGGUUCCCUGCAAUGACGGCUGGAUCUAUGAUAAUAAAUCACUCCCUUAUUCAACCAUAUCCACCGAGAACGACUGGGUGUGUCCUCACCAUGCUUUUCCCACCAUCACGUUUGUUGUUUUUUUCAUGGGCUCCAUCAUAGGAUGUCUUGUUUUGGGCUACAUAACUGAUCAUUUGGGCCGGGUUCCAUCCUUCUUCCUUGCAAAUCUGUGUGUUUUGGUAGGAGGCAACUGGACUUCCAUGUGCGACGGCUUUUACUGCUUUAUUUGGGCCAGAUUUGUGGUCGGCUUCGGUAUGAACGACGGGUUUGUUUCCAUCUACAUUUUAACUCUGGAGAAUGUUGGUAAUAAGUACCGCACUUUGGUGGGAAACUUGGCGUUAGCACUUGCCUUUACUUUGGGUGGAGCUCUUCUUCCUUGGAUUGCAUUAUGGUGCGGUAAUUGGAAGUUUUUCAACCAGGUGAUCACGCUGCCUUUUACAAUUCUUAUAUUAUUCUGUUUGUUUAUUCCCGAGUCUCCCACAUGGCUUCUUUCGAUGGGAAAGAUCGAUAAAGGCAUUGAAGUCCUUAAACAAGCGGCGAAAAUGAAUAAGAAAUCCGUUUCCGAUGACGUGUGGUCUAAUAUAAGUCAACGUUAUACAUCUAUUUAUGAUGACCAGAAAUCGCAAAAAACCUAUAGCUGGCUGGAUCUAUUCAAGAAAUCUCGCCGUAUUAGGGUCAUGAUGAUUAUCAUGGUAUAUUGGUUUAUUUCUGCUGUGACCUAUGAAGUUCAUAUUCGAGCGAUUUUCCACUUAGAGGCUGACCAGUUCCUGAUCUUCUCCCUUUCCACGCUGACAGAGUUGCCGGCUGGAAUAGUUCCUCUUGUCCUUCUGGAUCGAAUUGGUCGAAAGCCCAUGACAAUAUCCGUAAUGUUCCUGUGUGCAGUGUGUAGUUUAUUAGCCGUGUUUGCCCCAGGAGUGUUUUACGAAGCCAUUGCUGGUAUUUGUGGAAGGUUCUUCAUAUCUAUUAGCACCAAUGUUGGCGAUCAAUGGGCCGCGGAGAUCCUACCCACGGUAGUACGUGGCGAGGGAAUGGCAGUCGUUCAUGUGAUGGGAUGUGUCGGUUGCCUGGUGUCUCCCCUUGUGAUAUACACAGAAAACUGGUACCGCAAUCUGCCCAUGAUGAUAGUCACAUUAGCAUCCGCAAUCGGAGGGUUUAUUAUAUUAUUCCUUCCUGAAACAAUGGACGUAACUAUGCCGAGCACGCUGGAGGAGGCAGAUCAACGCUGGACCCUUCGUUGUCGGUCAUCGAAAGGAGAUGGUAAAGAAAGAUAA
Drosophila bipectinata is the source of this 1743-nucleotide messenger RNA. RefSeq names its product carcinine transporter-like. Gene Ontology annotation, molecular function: transmembrane transporter activity. The record is from RefSeq and is a predicted model, not a curated record. Gene Ontology annotation, biological process: transmembrane transport. NCBI's taxonomy places the organism in Eukaryota, Metazoa, Arthropoda, Insecta, Diptera, Drosophilidae. Gene Ontology annotation, cellular component: membrane.